AUGGUCGAACCGAUAUCGGACCGCCUGCAGCGCCUCGACCUCUCGGACCCCAAGGCGUCGCUCGCCGAGGGCGCGGAGGGCACGCCCGGAACGCCCGGCACCCCGGCGAGCGGCAGCGGCUCAGUGACGCCGAGCGAGAUCGAUACGAGCGAGCUCAACUCGCGCUCAGUGUCUGGUGCGCCUACGCCUGCGCCAGCAGGAGCAGUGCCGGACGAUGAGCUUGAGCGUUUCCGGCGGGAAUGGAAGGAGGAGGUCGCUGCCAAGCGACCUGGUGCCGUCGACGUCGGGCCGGUCAAGUGGACGACUGCGCCGGCUGCGUCAGGAGAUGCCGCCGACAAGGGCAAGGGCAAGGCGCUUGUCUCCUCUGUCGAGCCCGAGGCGCCAGCCCCGACGUCACCGGUCAAGCUCACGCGCGUGAUCUCUCCGGAACAGGCCCGAUCGCCUGAACGUCGUCCCGCGCCCGUCUCGCCGAAGAAGGUCACCGGCAUCGGUCUUCCUGCCCGUUUGGUCGGGCAGGGUCUGGAGGCUACACCAGCACCGGCCUCAACGUCAGGGGCUAAGAUCCCCUUCCGUGCUCCGCGGGUGCGGCGCAACCCCCUCGCCGCCGUGGAGGUGUACACGCAAGCGGUCGAGGCGGAGCAGCAGGGACGCCUGAACGACGCGCUGAAGCUGUACCGACAAGCGUUCAAGAUGGACGACGGCGUCGACCGGGCAUACCAGCGGGAAGCGCGAGCGCGAGCCGAAGUCGAGGCAAACACGGCCGCAGCGGCCGAAGAGGAGGGAGCGACGAGCGCGGACAUUGUGGACCCCCGCGGACCGAGUGAGCGGGAAUACCAGUUUACGAGACACAUCCAGCUCGAGGCGGACUAUGCCCGGCCGCUGGCGCCUACCUCGCGACUCACGGCGCUGAUUGACAAGUACGCUCAUGUCAAGGGAGUCAACCCCGCGACGGGGGAGGAGUGGGAGCACUCUCGUCUCGAGGAGUUUGCACCCCUCGACGCCGAGUUGCCGUUACCUAUCGCCAACCUGCCGGCCGAGAUCCUGGACCGCAUCUUCCGACACCUGGACGUCGGCGCCGUUGAGCGCUUCGGGAGCACAUGUUGGCGCGCGAGGCUCUUAACAGAGCACACGAGCCUGUGGCACCACCUCGUCAAGGCGGUGUACCGGCCGCCGAUGCUGCGCGACGUCUCCGUCCCGCAGCUGAUCCACAAGCACCGCGGCGAGUGGCGCUCCGUGUUCGUCGAGGAGGAGCGCCUGCGCAUGGACGGCGUCUACAUCGCCGUGUGCCACUACAUCCGCCCCGGUGCGGUCACGUACCACCGCUUCCUCCGUUUCUACCCCAACGGCACCGUGCUGUCGUUCCUCACGACUGAUCAUCCGUCCGACGUCGUGCCGAUGCUCAAGCCGAGUCUCCGCGCCAAGGGAUUGCAUAUUGGCCGCUGGCGCCUGGUCCGCAUGGAUGAGGACGAGGAUGAGCCGGAGACAGCGGCACCUUCCAGCCCUACGAAGGCGACGACCAACGGCCGUACGAGCCCCGUUAAACCCACUGGCCCAACCAAAACUACGCAUAACCAGCCGCAGAAGAAGAGGAAGCAUCCCAAGGUCGUCAUCACCGAACUUCUCGAGCCCGGAGAGAACACGCCCAAGUAUGAGUUCGAGAUGGAACUCACCCUCAAGGAGACGCAGCGCGGCCGGUGGAACAAGCUCGACCUCGACCAUUACGCCAGCAUCAACCUCGCUACUGGGGAGGCGCUGGGCCUUAGCUUAAAGCAUCAAAAGCCAUUCUACUUUUCCAAGGUCCGAUCAUAUCAUCCUGCACUUUAA
Messenger RNA from Trichosporon asahii var. asahii CBS 2479, 1824 nucleotides. Its product is annotated as F-box domain-containing protein. Gene Ontology annotation, biological process: SCF-dependent proteasomal ubiquitin-dependent protein catabolic process. Gene Ontology annotation, molecular function: protein binding. Bases 1 to 1824 code for a protein of 607 amino acids. The record is from RefSeq and is a predicted model, not a curated record. Lineage: Eukaryota; Fungi; Basidiomycota; Tremellomycetes; Trichosporonales; Trichosporonaceae. The transcript has 3 exons. Gene Ontology annotation, cellular component: SCF ubiquitin ligase complex.